AUGAUGAAGCAAAGAAGAUAUCUGUCAUUCUGUUGGGCCUCUCUGGCAGUGGGAAGUCUUCUGCUCUAAACCUAAUUCUAAACAGGGCUGGUAAUCAGUACUCAGUCAAUGGGAACAAUAACGAACCAGCCCCAACUGUGUCUUGUGAAAGAAAGGAAGUGUUUGCAGCAGGAAAGCGGCUCAUCCUGGUGGACACCCCUGAGCUGUGGGAUGAAGAUGGGCUGGAGUACACAGAGAUGUUGAAAGACUGCCUGGCUUUGGCUUUACCAGGACCGCAUAUCUUUCUGCUUGUGCUCCAGGUGGGACGUUUCACCCAGGGAGAGUGUGAGAUACUCACACACAUGCAGAGGAUCUUUGGACGAGAGGUUGUGGAGCACACAAUUAUCCUUUUUGUCCAUGUUGAUGGAAACCAGUUCAGGCCUCAGAAGAUCAAUGACUAUGUCGCUGGAGCUCAUUCAACGCUGCAGGAUCUCGUCCAGAAGUUUGGAAGUCGUUAUUUUGAGCUGAGUGUCACAAAGCCAGAGAGUGUUUUGAGCUAUCCUCAGGUGAAAGAGCUGCUUUCAGGAAUCUACAAACUGGUUGCCUCACAUGGAGGUCGCUCCUACUCAGUGAAAAGAUUUUCUCUUCAAGAGCUGCAGGAAAGAAAAAACGUGAUAGUACAGGGGAAAGAAGGUGCAUUGGAAGGUAAUUACUUACUGAGAGGUGAUUAAUGUCUUUUAUUUAGUGCAUAAAGCAGAGCACUGUAUGUAAAAUAUUGUAAUGCUAAUAGGUGAGGGCUGUUAAUUCAGCUUUAAUGAGCUGCUAAUGCAUGAAAAAUUUAAUUGUUUUCAGUUACCUUUCAGAUUUAUUACAUUCAUACAGAAGCACUUAAGGUUUUAAGGCACUUUUUAGAAGCUGGUUAACCUGCAAAAACAUUGUAUCUUUAAAUGAGAGAAUUUAAUCAAAUCUCAACUUUUUUAAUGCUGAGAAUACAAUCAUGUAAUACUAGUUAGAAAAUUCUGAUUUGUUCUGAACUUUCAAAUAAAAAUGUGGUGGUGGGUGGGUGUGUGUGUGGAGGACUUUCCAGCCUAAAUAAAUCACAGCAGCACAUAUCAGGAAUAACUGAUAUGUUUAUCUGCACAAAGCCAAGAAGGGAGGAAAAGGAAAAAGUACAGCUGUUCAUUUGAUUUAUUUCUGGACUUCUCUAUUUGGAUGAACACUGCCAAGUUUAUGACUUUAUCUUGUUCAUAUCAUGAAUACUGAAGAACUGCUUCCACAGAGACCAUUUAUCAAUCAGUGAUACCACUGAAGAAGAGGAGCGAGAUUGCGGCAAAACUAUUCAAAUUUCAUAAUAAUAAUAAUAUUUUUUUUUACUUUAUUCUAUCCAGGUCUAAAAAUGUUUUACAGCUUUAUAAUUUUACAAUUGUAUAGAUAAAAUGUUUUUCCUUUUUUUUUUAUUAUUAUUAUUAUUAUUUUUUU
Molecule: messenger RNA, 1458 nt
Organism: Melanotaenia boesemani (Boeseman's rainbowfish)
Lineage: Eukaryota; Metazoa; Chordata; Actinopteri; Atheriniformes; Melanotaeniidae
Product: GTPase IMAP family member 1-like
Exons: 1
Coding region: 237-710 (157 amino acids)
Molecular function (GO): GTP binding
Source: RefSeq, a predicted model, not a curated record